Messenger RNA from Symbiodinium pilosum, 1797 nucleotides. Lineage: Eukaryota; Dinophyceae; Suessiales; Symbiodiniaceae. The record is from the annotation of a GenBank genome assembly.
GCUGGCCAGGCGCCCUUCGAGGGGCCCUUCCUGCAGCAUGUGCUAUCCUCCGUGGGCGGCGCUCUCUGCUACAUUCACUCCCAAGGAGUGCUACACCGCGAUGUCAAGCCCCCAAACAUCCUGGUCAGCCACACCCUCCAUGAAGUCAAGCUGGCAGACUUUGGGAUCUCCAAAAUCCUGGAAGCCUCCGGUCACGCAGGCACUGUUUUGGGAACUCCCGCCUACAUGUCGCCUGAGCUUGUCUCGGGCAGACCUUAUGGGACCGCUGCUGAUGCCUGGGCGCUGGGUGCCUGUCUCUUUGAGCUGGCAUCACUUAAGCGGCCCUUCGAUGCCUCGAACCAGCUAGCCCUGGUCUGGCAAAUUGUGGAGCACGACCCUCCUGAGCUGCCGACAGAGACGCCACCGGACAUGGUGUCCAUCAUCCUCGGCCUCCUGAACAAGGAUCCGUCACUUCGGCUACGACUGGAGGAGCUUGUUCCGGACGAGGCGGACCCGGUGAUGGCAGGCCUGGUCCAGGCUGAGAAGGAGCGGCAGAUGAAGUGCAUCGAGCUCAUCGCUUCCGAGAACUUCACGUCUCGCGCCGUCAUGGAGUGCUUGGGUUCGGCCUUGACCAACAAGUACUCCGAGGGACAGCCAGGGGCCCGAUACUACGGAGGCAAUGAGGUGAUCGACAAGGUGGAGAACCUGUGUAAGGAGCGUGCGCUCAAGGCCUUCAGCUUGGAUGAGAAGGAGUGGGGCGUCAACGUGCAGCCCUACUCCGGAAGCCCGGCAAACUUUGCCGUGUACACGGCCCUGCUGCCGCCCCACGCGCGAGUCAUGGGACUUGAUCUGCCCAGCGGCGGACACCUCACACAUGGCUACUACACCGCGAAGAAGAAGAUCUCUGCCACGUCCAUCUACUUCGAGUCGCUGCCCUACCGUGUGCACCCAACUGGGCUCAUCGAUUUCGACGAGCUUCGCAAGACAGCGCUGGUCUUCCGGCCGGCGAUGAUCCUGUGCGGUGCCUCGGCCUACCCGCGCGUGGUGGACUUCGCCAAGUUCAGGGAGAUCGCCGAUGAGGUGGGUGCCUUCCUGAUGGCCGACAUCGCCCACAUCUCUGGGCUCGUGGCCACCGGCGAGCAUCCUUCACCUUUCCCCUUCUGCGAUGUGGUGACCACCACGACGCACAAGUCUCUCCGAGGCCCCCGUGCAGGCAUGAUUUUCUUCAAGUACAGCGAGAAGGUGCCGGACAUCAAGGACCGCAUCGACAUGGCCGUGUUCCCUGCGCUGCAGGGAGGCCCCCACAAUCAUCAGAUCGGAGGCCUGGCAGCACAGCUACUGGAGGUGGCCACCCCGGACUUCAAGGAGUACUCCAAACAGGUGAAGGCCAACGCCAAUGCUUUGGCACAGGCACUGAUGGCCAAGGGCCACAAGCUCGCCAGCAACGGCACGGACAACCACCUGAUUCUUUGGGACCUGCGGCCCCACGGCCUCAGCGGUGGCAAGGUGGAGAAGGUUUGCGAGCAUUGCUCCAUCACGCUGAACCGCAACGCAGUGCAUGGCGAUGUCUCUGCUCUCUCCCCCGGGGGCGUGCGCGUAGGCGCCCCGGCCAUGACCACGCGUGGCUGCACCACCGCGGACUUCGAGAAGAUCGCAGACUUCCUGGACAGGUGCUGCAAGAUCGCGCUCAAGGUUCAGGAGGAGAAGGGCAAGAAGCUCAAGGACUUUGAGGCAGCCCUCCCCGGCAACGCCGACAUCCAGGCCCUCAGGAAGGAGGUCGAAUCCUGGGCAUCCACUUUUGGAUACCCGGGACUCUAA